AUGGACAUGAUGAUGAUGAUGAUGAUGAUGGAUGAAGAUAUGAAGAAAUCAAACAUAUCCUUCAUGGAUGAAAGAGACUUGAUUAAGGAUGAAUGCCGGAACCACAAUAGCAGCCUUGUAACCAUAGAAACUCGAGCAGAAAAUUAUUGGUUGAAGAAGAACCAGUUUGUACAAGAUAAUCCUUUCAUUGGAGCAUAUACUGAUGAUACACGGACCGUCUGGAGAUGGGUGUCGGACGACUCUAUAGUUAGAUAUUCGGACUGGGAACCGGGUGAACCAAAUGAUUUCCGUGGUAGAGAAGAUUGUGUUCAAUUCAAGAACAACGAAUGGAAUGACAUACAUUGUACAGACAUGUCCGAAUUUAUUUGUGAACAAAAAGAUUUCCAACUAGGUCAUCGUACUGACUGGAUUAAUCAUCACUUUGAUUACCAUUUCUCAUCAUGGAAGGAAACCUCACAAGAUAGAUGGCGAACAAUAAAAUUAGGGUAUUUCAAUAUUGUUACCCGAUAUUACCUGACAUGGCAAGAAAUUGAGAAUACCAAAACAAUGGCAUGUAAAAGUGUACAUAGAAAAGACUGUCAAAUUAAAUCAUGCAGCGAUAAUAUGUAAUACAAGCAUGUCACAUUUU
This is a messenger RNA of Pecten maximus, 628 nucleotides long. RefSeq names its product collectin-12-like. Bases 1 to 609 code for a protein of 202 amino acids. The transcript is spliced from 5 exons. Gene Ontology annotation, molecular function: signaling receptor activity. The record is from RefSeq and is a predicted model, not a curated record. Lineage: Eukaryota; Metazoa; Mollusca; Bivalvia; Pectinida; Pectinidae.